Messenger RNA from Scleropages formosus (Asian bonytongue), 2003 nucleotides. Its product is annotated as lumican. Lineage: Eukaryota; Metazoa; Chordata; Actinopteri; Osteoglossiformes; Osteoglossidae. Gene Ontology annotation, molecular function: protein binding. The coding region runs from base 19 to 1110 and encodes 363 amino acids. The transcript has 3 exons. The record is from RefSeq and is a predicted model, not a curated record.
GAUUGAAUAGUCGACCUCAUGGAUAUCCAGAACAUCCUACUAGUCUUGUCAGUGAUUGGGCUGAAUCAGGCCUUCACUUUGGACUAUGACUAUGGUGGGAUUCCCCUCUGGAUCAACCGGCUGCGUGGAGAGCCCAGUGUAUUAAGUCUCCAUGGUCGCAUGGACUCCAGGUGGUUCCGGGCGGUUAACCCACAGGCCUGUCCGACUGAGUGUGACUGUCCCAUCCAGUGGCCAUCUUCUGUGUACUGUGACCAGCGUGGGUUGAGGAAUCUCCCCAUUGACAUCCCCCCCAGGACCCAGUACCUCUUCCUACAGAGGAACAACAUCUCCACACUUCCAGCAGAUGCUUUUUCAAAUGCAACCCACCUCCACUGGCUACUCUUAGACCACAAUCAGCUCAUCAGUGGCUUGGUGGCAAAAACGAUGCUUGCCAACCUCUCCUAUCUGGAGAACCUAUUCAUGAACCAUAACAACCUUACUGAGGUCCCAUCUGGGCUCCCUCAUGGACUGAGGCAGCUCCGGCUUGCCUACAACAAAAUCCAAAAGAUCUCUCCACGGGCAUUCCACAAUUUGCAGAACCUCACUUUGUUGCUCCUCCAGGGGAACCAACUCAAAACCAUUGGUGAGGAGGAUUUCACAGGCCUGCUCUCAAUCAACCUGCUGGAUCUCAGUCAGAACUAUCUGGAAGAGUUCCCCAAACACCUGCCUCCAUCUGUCCAGCAGCUCUACCUCUCAAGUAACUUUCUCAGUGGCCUAAAAGAGGAAAGCCUUCAAGGCUUUCAUAGCCUGAGAUACUUGCGGCUCAGCCACAAUCAGCUCCGUAACAUGGCUUUGGCACCCAAUGCCUUCAACCUGAGCUCCAUGGUGGAGUUGGACCUUUCCUACAACCAACUCACUUCCAUCCCCAUCAUGCCCUCUACCCUGCAAUACCUCUAUCUGGAAGUCAACCACAUCCAAGAGUUUAAUGUGUCCAGCUUCUGCAGGACAGUGGGACCAGUGGACUACUCGCAGAUCAGGAUCCUGCGCCUUGAUGGAAACAAGUUGGCCUACCACCAGCUGCCACCUGACUGGGUCAUGUGUUUGCGAGUUCUCCAUCACAUUUUCAUUUGAGCUUGCCUCACCAUUGCCUGAGCAUGGCUCCCUGUCUCUUCUCCUCACAGUCUCUGUUUUGAGCUCAGCUAGUUAGUAACUUUGUCAUGUAACCAUAGGUUUAAGAUUUGUAACAUGGCUGAUUUUGGUGCACUCUUAAGCUGAAGAGUUCUUGGAAAUACCAAUGUCCAACAUUUAUCAUCUAGUGUGGUGGAGGGUGGGUUGCCUUAGUGUAGUCUUAUAUACAGAAAUCAGUCAAUAUUUUAUGAAUAUUUAAAAUCGAAAAUGAAAGGUAUGCGUCUGUUCCACUAUGUUUUGAAUGACAAUUUUAAGACUCUUUCAGCAGCUUGCUCAACCAAGAAAAAAAUAUGAAAUACACAGCAAUAGUAACUUUUCUUCUGGGAAGUUUGUAAACAUUACAGGAGCCACAGGUAAAUGUUAGAAUGCCAGAUAAGAACAGUCUGAAUUUGAUGGCUUACUCCUAUCUGCACAAACCAUUUAGUUUCUUCAACCUUCAUUCCAGGCAUCAGUGAUCCUUUGUGGCUGUUUUAUAAAUUACUUUUUUCAGCUGUGGAUGAAAUCCUUAAUAUCAGCCCAGAAUAUGUUGUCCAAAAAGUGUCCAAAAGACCCACAGCUACUGUCUGAAUGUAAUUACAGUAGUACUGAUGAGCAGGAAAUAUCAUGUAAGCAUACACCUCCAGGACAAUAUACCUGCUUUUCAAGUACUUAAACUUUACUCUGGGGACUUUAACCAGCUCCACACUUUGAAAGAUUCUAUAGACACCUGAUGUAUCCUUUGUAACUCUCUGGAAGACAUUAAUGCAGUGACACAUGAAGAGUUUCUUGACUUCUGUUUACUUGUGUCCCAAAGUAAUACAAUGAGUAAAGGCAAAGCUUGCAAAUUAAAAUAGAAA